Molecule: messenger RNA, 1674 nt
Organism: Caenorhabditis remanei
Lineage: Eukaryota; Metazoa; Nematoda; Chromadorea; Rhabditida; Rhabditidae
Exons: 11
Coding region: 1-1674 (557 amino acids)
Biological process (GO): nervous system process; chemical synaptic transmission; regulation of membrane potential
Cellular component (GO): membrane; synapse; neuron projection
Molecular function (GO): transmembrane signaling receptor activity; extracellular ligand-gated monoatomic ion channel activity; neurotransmitter receptor activity
Source: RefSeq, a predicted model, not a curated record
AUGUCGAGUGGCCGCCUAGCGGCUGUUCUGCUUCUGCAUUUACUCGGCGUUCUUGUCAAUUCUUCAGAUUUCCCGGACCAAUAUGAAAUUGCCAACAAAAUUCUGGACAAGUACAACGCCGGGUUGAUACCGGUGUCCAAGACGAAGCAACCGAUUCAAGUUCAUUUUUCGAUGGAGUUAUAUCAGAUUAUUUCGGUGAACGAACCACAGCAAUAUCUGAUGUUGAAUGCGUGGGUAGUUGAGCGUUGGACAGACCAUUUGCUCGGCUGGGACCCUGAAAAAUACGGGAAUGUUACUGAAAUUAUGCUACCUCAUAACUAUAUAUGGCUGCCUGAUACGACGCUAUAUAAUUCAUUAGUAAUGAAAGACGACGAAAACCGUCGUCUCCUUCAUGCGAAAGUGACAACACUUGGGGAAGGAAAUGGUGCAUUUAUAGAGUUGCUCUACCCGACUAUUUACAAAUUAUCGUGUCUAUUGAAUCUCAGAUUCUUUCCGUUUGAUGUGCAGUCCUGCCGCCUUCUAUUCGGUAGUUGGACAUUUGACAACACAAAAAUCGACUAUUUCGCUUUUAACGAAAGUCAAGCGAUUGGAACGACCAACUGUAUUGAGAACGAGGGAUGGAAUGUAUUGUCGACAAGUGUGAUCCGUCAUGAGAACAAGUAUGAUUGUUGUCCGAAUAACUACACUCUUCUGGAAUUUCGGUUGACAAUCCAGAGGAAGCCAUUGUAUUAUAUCAUCAAUUUGAUCAUACCGACAUCGAUCAUCACGUUUAUUUCAAUUAUUGGAUUCUUUAGCACCUCCUCGAUAAACGAGCCGCGGGAGGAGAAGAUCACUCUGGGUAUCACCACACUCCUGUCCAUGUCAAUUCUAAUCUUUAUGGUGUCUGACAAGAUGCCGUCCACCUCUUCAUUCAUCCCUCUAAUCGGUCUAUUCUACACCUCAAUGAUCCUUCUGAUCUCCUUCUCCACAAUCUGUUCUUCCGUUGUGAUCUACGUUCAGAAACAGGGAAAUCUGGGGAAUCCGCCGUCGAAGAGUCUGAUGAAUAUAGCGAGAGGAGUGAAUCGAUUCAUCCGAAUGGAGAUGCCGUUGAUCAUGAAACAGGCGUAUGCUCAGAAGGCGAGGGAGGAGAAGUUGAGGAGACAACAGAUGGGAAGAAAACAGAGUCUGUGGACGAGGGUUUAUAAGUUGGCAAGGGAACAAGCACUUCGCAAGACAUCACAAAACUCGUCGAAAUUCAACGAAGUGUUGACACCAGAGAAACUAAUCGAUAAUGGUGGCGGGAAGAGGUGUACGAUUAACAAGGAUGUCACUUGUAUUAGCGAUUCCGGAAUCGUGGCAAUGGGCGUGCCCACUCUGGCAUCAGAAGACGAGGAUCAAGACGUCUCUUUACUUGAAAUGGAGACCACGCCCACUCCGGCAAUGCAGCGACCGACGAGACUACAUAAAGCCUCGACUUGUGGCAGUUUUGACAGUAUGAUGUUCCGGCAAAUUGAGGUACCCGUCUCACCGCGUACCGCCCGUAAUUUGGCUGAAAUCGAGUACGAUUGGUUGGCGGCUCUUCUCGAGCGAAUCUUCUUAAUCACAUUUCUUUUCAUAUUCGUUUUAACCUCAAUCGGAAUCAAUUUAAUCGGUUUUUUCUACUGGUGGAUGGCACCGGAUACAGUAAGAGUCUAG